Molecule: messenger RNA, 1446 nt
Organism: Aspergillus chevalieri
Lineage: Eukaryota; Fungi; Ascomycota; Eurotiomycetes; Eurotiales; Aspergillaceae
Product: F-box protein
Exons: 1
Coding region: 1-1446 (481 amino acids)
Molecular function (GO): protein binding
Source: RefSeq, a predicted model, not a curated record
AUGUCUUCUUCCGCUGGUCCAUUCCACCUACUCCCACAAGAUUGCUGGAAAGAAAUCCUCGAAUACCUCCCAGUAGAUGACCGAUCCAGAGUUUCAAAGACCUGCAGGGCCUUACGAGUUUCUGCUGAGCCUUACCUAUACCGAAAAAUCACCAUAAACUGGGAUACACCUCGCCUCCGUACACCACUCCAACUCUUGCGUACCUUCUUUGCAAGGCCGGAAUUAGCAAAUUUCGUACAUCAUGUGGCGUCCUUUCGGCAGUAUUAUGCAGAUCCUGAAUGGUUCGGCUGGCCGAGUCCAUGGCAUUUGCGGGAUUGGCCCCGAGAACAGACAGCGUUUAUCGAUGUGGUGGAUAAAACAAUCGACAUCAUCCAGCGGGCUCGGUUUCCUAAUACAGAUGAGUGGAUUCAGGCGGUCUACGAGGGGGAUUUCCAUGUCUUCUGGACGGUUUGUAUCUCCAAGCUCCACAAUUUGAGGACGCUUCGCUUGGAUUACUCCUUCGUUUGGCAAGGUGGGUAUCCUGGUCGAAUGGUGAGGCAUGCGCUUUUAGGCUCAAAUAACAUACUGCCGCGGUUUGAGGCGCUUGAGCUGGUUGAUUAUGGUGGGAAUGUGCCGCUUCCAGAGCCGUAUGGUCACCUACCAGAGGAGCUGGAGGAGACAGAAGGAUUUCCGUCCGUCUACAAUAAGGAACAAUUCACAGGGUGGUUUUAUUUACCAGCGCUUCAACAUCUGGCUAUCUGGCUGAGGGAGAUCACGGGGCUAAAAGAAGCAAAGUUCAAGUGUAACCUUGGAAACCUACGCACCCUGGUAUUGGCCCGGUCGACCAUUACAGAAGAAGAUGCCCUGUUUCUCCUAAGCCAGACAAAGACUCUCAGGAACCUCCACCUGGGUCUAGCAUAUUCAUGGCCCGACAAGAGUGUCCUUCAAAAAGGCGAACUCCUCGUCCAAGCACUAGGUUCAGUCAGCGAAACCGUAGAGAAACUGUCUGUUGGCCUUGACUGCUACCCCCGCGUCUAUGAAGAAUACGUCACUUUCGAGGAUUGCAAAGCGCUAUGCGUCCCAUUCAACGGUUUCUUAAAGAACUUCCCUCGUCUGCAAAGUGCCGAGCUCCCGAUCAUCAUGCUUCUGGGGUUCGAUCCAGGAGAUCAAAUUGACUUACGCUCCGUUCUGCCGGCGACGCUGCUCGAACUUGGGUUAAGAGAUGAUCUGGCUUUAUGUAUGGGUCGCUGGCACCAGUUAACCAUUUACGAGCGUGUGCAGCAUUUGCAUCCUACCUAUAAAGAAGCGACGCCGUUUCUGUCGCGUAUUUAUCAUCGUCUAUGGAGCGGCAUCGAUUUCGAAGAGAAGGAGUUACAGACUACCCGUACAGGGACUGAGAUUCGUGUGGACAUUGUGGCUGAUGAACUUGGCCCUGGUUUUGGGCCAUAUUCGUACUUUAAGUUGUAG